CAGGGACCUGUGGGGGUCUCCACAGAGGCCAUCAGGAUGUCAUAUUUUGGGGAGCAUUUUUGGGGCGAGAAAAACCAUGGCUUUGAGGUCCUGUACCACAGUGUGAAGCAGGGACCCAUCUCCACCAAGGAGCUGGCGGACUUCAUCCGGGAGAGAGCCACCAUCGAGGAGACCUACUCAAAGGCUAUGGCGAAACUUUCCAAGCUGGCCAGCAACGGGACCCCUGUGGGGACCUUCGCCCCGCUCUGGGAGGUCUUCCGCGUGUCCUCGGACAAGCUGGCGCUCUGCCACCUGGAGCUCACCAGGAAGCUGCAAGAUCUCAUCAAAGACGUGCUCCGCUAUGGGGACGAGCAGCUGAAGACCCACAAGAAGUGCAAGGAGGAAGUGAUGGGCACCUUGGACGCCGUGCAGGUGCUCGCGGGCGUCAGCCAGCUCCUGCCCAAGUCCCGCGAGAACUACCUGAACCGCUGCAUGGACCAGGAGCGGCUGCGGAGAGAAAGCAGCAGCCAGAAGGAAACGGACAAGGCAGAGACCAAAACCAAGAAGGCAGCAGAGAGCCUGCGGCGCUCCGUGGAGAAGUACAACUCGGCCCGGGCCGACUUCGAGCAGAAGAUGCUCGACUCAGCCCUGCGCUUCCAAGCCAUGGAGGAGACCCACCUAAGGAACAUGAAGGCACUGCUGGGCUCCUACGCCCACUCCGUGGAGGACACCCACGUGCAGAUCGGGCAGGUGCAUGAGGAAUUUAAGCAGAACAUCGAGAACGUCAGCGUGGAGGUGCUUCUCAGGAAGUUUGCAGAGAGCAAGGGCACAGGCCGGGAGAAGCCAGGGCCUCUGGACUUUGAAGCGUACAGCGCGGCUGCCCUGCAGGAAGCAAUGAAACGUCUGCGGGGAGCCAAGGCCUUUCGCCUGCCAGGACUAAGCCGGCGGGAGCGCGAGCCGCGUGCAGCUGUAGACAUGCUGGAGCCCGGUUCAGAGCCGUGUCCGGAGGUGGAUGAGGAAGGUUUCACUGUCCGGCCUGACGUGACGCAGAACAAUAUCCUUCUGGCGCCCCCUGGGGGCAGUUGCUGCUGUAUGGAGAAGCUGCAAUCGGAUGAGCAGGUGGCCAAGAACCUCUUUGGGCCCCCCCUGGAGUCGGCCUUUGACCAUGAAGAUUUUACAGGCUCCAGCAGCCUGGGCUUCGCCUCCAGCCCUUCCCCUUUCUCCUCCUCGUCGCCGGAAAACGUGGAAGACUCCGGCCUGGACUCGCCAUCCCACGCGGCGCCGGGCCCCUCCCCGGAUUCCUGGGUCCCCCGCCCGGGCACCCCGCAGAGCCCGCCCAGCUGUCGGGCGCCGCCCCCCGAGUCGAGGGGGACGCGGGUCCUGCAGCCACCGGACUCGCCGCAGCCCCUCGCGCCCUCUCCGGGACCCUGGGGGCCCGAGGCCUUGGCAGGAGGAGACCUGACGCCUGCCCCUGCCGACCCCACAGCCCGGGAGGGCCUGGCAGCCCCACCCCGGAGACCCCGAACCAGGAAGGUGUCCUGCCCCGUCACACGCAGCAACGGAAGCCUGUCUCGCUCGCUGAGCCCCUCCCCACUGGGCUCUUCGGCCCCCAGCACUGUCCCAGAACGGCCCAGCUUCUCAUUCCAGACAGGACACGCACCCCCAGGAGUGUCUCGGGGCCCAAGCCCUGUGGUCCUAGGCUCCCAGGAUGCCCUGCCUGUGGCCACGGCCUUCACCGAGUACGUCCACGCCUACUUCCGUGGCCAUGGCCUCAGCUGCCUGGCCCGGGUAACCGGAGAGCUGACCAUGACGUUCCCUGCGGGCAUCGUGCGUGUGUUUGGCGGUACUCCACCCCCGCCCGUCCUCAGCUUCCGGCUUGUACACGCGACCCCCAUCGAGCACUUCCAGCCCAACGCGGAUCUGCUCUUCAGUGACCCCUCCCAGAGCGACCCCGAGACCAAAGACUUCUGGCUCAACAUGGCAGCUCUGGCCGAGGCCCUGCAGCGCCAGGCGGAGCAGAACCCCACGGCCUCCUACUACAACGUGGUGCUGCUGCGCUACCAGUUCUCCCGCCCGGGCCCCCAGGCCGUGCCGCUGCAGCUGAGCGCCCACUGGCAGUGCGGGGCGACCCUCACCCGGGUCUCGGUGGAGUACCGCUACCGGCCCGGCGCCACGGCCGUGCCCACGCCGCUCACCAACGUCCAGGUCCUGCUGUCUGUGGCGGAGCCUGUGACCAACGUCCGCCUGCAGCCUGCUGCCACCUGGAACCUGGAGGAGAAGCGGCUUAUGUGGAAACUUCCGGAUGUGUCUGAGGCAGGGGGCUCUGGUCGCCUAUCCGCCAGCUGGGAGCCGCUCUCGGGCCCCAGCACACCCAGCCCCGUGGCCGCACAGUUCACCAGCGAGGGGGCCACUCUGUCGGGCGUGGACCUGGAACUGGUGGGCAGCGGCUACCGCAUGUCGCUGGUGAAGAGGAGGUUCGCCACAGGUGCGGCUGCGCCCCGUCCCCAGUGUGUGCCUGGUGAGCUGCUGAGCCCGCGCGGCGUCCUGGCGCUGACCGGCUGUCCCCUGCCCUCCUGCUGGACGCUGGGGCCCCACCCCAGCCGCCCUGAGGCCUGGACCUGUGGAGAGGAGCCCCGCGCCCAGCCUGGCUGA
This is a messenger RNA of Propithecus coquereli (Coquerel's sifaka), 2631 nucleotides long. RefSeq names its product FCH domain only 1 (gene FCHO1). Bases 37 to 2631 code for a protein of 864 amino acids. Gene Ontology annotation, cellular component: clathrin-coated vesicle; cytoplasm; plasma membrane. Gene Ontology annotation, biological process: clathrin-dependent endocytosis; clathrin coat assembly. Lineage: Eukaryota; Metazoa; Chordata; Mammalia; Primates; Indriidae. The transcript has 23 exons. The record is from RefSeq and is a predicted model, not a curated record.